AACACUACACUGACCACAGUGUGCUGAACGGCUGAUUACGAGUUUUACAACUUUCUUUCUCGUAUAGACGAAGUGGGUAGAGCAAUUAACCAGCAACAAUCUCCAAUGGCGAACUAAAACCACCCCCUCUCUAAAACCCUAAACCUCCCGCUUUCUCUCUCCACUCCAUUUCUCUCUCUCUCCAACACCCUCCCAAAAACAAUGAUGUACGGAGAACCUCCUCAGCAACAACAGCAACAACAGCAACAACAACAACACCAACAACCACCACCACCGCAACAAUUUCAACACGCGCCACCACCACACAUGCAUCCUCCGCCGCAAUUUCAACACGGGCCACCUCCGCCGCAUCAGCACCAACAGCCACCUGGCAUGGACUUCCAUAGGGGCCCACCACCACCACCUCCUCCUUCAAUGAUGCGUCCUCCUUCCGCUUCUCCUGCUCCUAAUCUCCCUCCUCCUCCUCCCGAUUUUCACCACCCGCAACAACAACAACAACAACAGCAACAACUACAGCAACAACAGCAGCAACAACACCAACAACAACAUCACCAACAACAACAACAACAACAACAGCAGCAACAACAACAUCCUUAUGACUCUCACGGUGAUAGUUAUGCGGCAAAAAGAAUGAGAAAGCUUACACAAAGACGAGCUGUUGAUUAUACGAGCACGGUUGUCCGCUAUGUUCAGGUUCGCAUGUCGCAGCGUGAUGCGAGGGACCGAACAAUAUUGCAACCUACCCCUGGAGCAGCUAUUGAUUUGUUACCACCGGCUGCUUAUUCCGAUAAUCCAUCGACAAGCUUUGCAGCAAAAUUUGUUCACACAUCUUUGAACAAAAACAGAUGCUCUAUUAAUCGUGUUCUGUGGACCCCCAAUGGAAGGCGUCUAAUUACAGGUUCACAAAGCGGUGAAUUUACUCUCUGGAAUGGCCAAUCAUUCAACUUUGAAAUGAUCCUUCAGGCUCAUGAACAAGCAGUCAGGUCAAUGGUAUGGAGUCAUAAUGAGAAUUGGAUGGUUACCGGGGAUGAUGGAGGCUCAAUAAAGUAUUGGCAGAAUAAUAUGAAUAAUGUCAAGGCCAACAAUUCUGCUCACAAAGAAUCAGUGCGGGAUCUGAGCUUCUGUAGAACAGACCUGAAAUUCUGCUCUUGCUCUGAUGAUACUACAGUAAAAGUUUGGGAUUUUGCGAGGUGUCAAGAGGAGAAGUCAUUAACAGGCCAUGGUUGGGAUGUGAAGAGUGUUGAUUGGCACCCUACAAAGUCUUUACUGGUCUCAGGUGGUAAAGAUAACCUUGUGAAACUUUGGGACGCUAAGAGUGGGAAGGAGCUCUCCUCAUUCCAUGGUCACAAGAACACUGUGCUCUGUGUCAAAUGGAAUGACAACGGAAACUGGGUACUAACUGCUUCCAAGGAUCAAAUAAUCAAGCUUUAUGAUAUAAGGGCUAUGAAGGAGCUUGAGUCAUUUCGUGGCCACAGGAAGGAUGUUACUGCAUUGGCGUGGCACCCAUUUCAUGAAGAAUACUUUGUCAGUGGAAGUUAUGAUGGCUCCAUUUUUCAUUGGCUUGUUGGGCAUGAAACUCCACAAAUUGAAGUUCCAAAUGCUCAUGAAAAUGCUGUAUGGGACCUUGCUUGGCAUCCUGUUGGAUAUAUUUUGUGCAGUGGGAGCAAUGAUCACACAACAAAAUUUUGGUGCAGAAAUAGGCCAGGGGACACUGGUCGAGACAAGUUUACUACUGGCUACAACCAAGGCUACGGUGAACAAAAUCCUGCUUUUGCUAACCGUGCAGCGGGGAAUUUUCCUAUGGUGGAACCCCCAACAACGCCAGGAUCUUUUCCACCAGGACUGGCACGAAAUGAAGGUACAAUUCCCGGUGUAGGAGCUGCAAUGCCACUUUCCAACUCAUCAAUUGAUACUUCUCAGGGAGAGCAGAAGCAGGCUCAUCCAGCACCUCCUUUGCCACCAGGGCCACAUCCUUCUCUGCUCCCUGCCAAUCAACCUCCAACAUAUCAGCAUAAUCCUCAGCAAAUUCAACAACAGGGGGUUCCCCAACAAAUGCCAUCAUACCCACAGCCUCCUCCAAAUAUACCUCAGCUACAGCAUCCAUCCCAUAUGCCCCUCCAUCCACAUCCUCAUAUGCCUCGUCCCCCUCCCCAAAUGCCACCACAUAAUAUGUCCUCUAAUAUCCCAUCUUCAGGUCCCGGAUCCAUGCCAAUGCCCCCCACGUCAGUUCCAAUGCCAAUGCCUGGUCAAAUGGGAAUGCAGAAUGCUACAAAUCAAAUGGUUCCACAAAUGCAACAAGGGCAUUAUAUGGGCAUGAACCCUAUGCAAUCAGGACCCAUUCAUAGUGGUGGAAUGCCCCCUCCUGCUGGAGGUUUCUCAAAUGGGAUGCCAAAUAUGCAGGGCCCACCAAGUACAAGUGGACCACAAAUGUAUCCACCAGCAGGUGCAUUUAACCGUCCGCAAGGAGGACAAAUGCCCAUGAUGCCUGGGCUUGGCCCUUAUCAGCCUGCUAAUCAAGGUGGUAUGCCACCGCCCCCUUUACCACCUGGUCCGCCUCCACAGCAAACACAACAGUAGGCCUAUUGAUGCAGACAUGAAUGAGCAUGGUUAGCCGUGAAGCCUGUAGUGAGUUAUGGAUCUGUUUCUCUACAUUGUCAUGCGGAAGGAUAGCAACUGGUGGUUGACUCAUCAUGGACCUUUUUGACUUUAAUCUAGUUAGAGGAUGAUGCAACUGAUUGUAAAGAAUCAGAUGGGUGUUAAAGCAAGUUAUGGUUGUUGACUAUUAAGCAGUUUCUUACGCCGUUCAAAGUCGGGUGUAUGAUGUGUAGUAUUAAUGUUUCGACAAACUAUAUUUGAAAUCCAUUUUACAUAUUUGUUCAUCAUUAUUUUUUAUGAUUA
Messenger RNA from Beta vulgaris subsp. vulgaris (sugar beet), 2898 nucleotides. RefSeq names its product flowering time control protein FY. Gene Ontology annotation, molecular function: protein binding. The transcript has 18 exons. Gene Ontology annotation, cellular component: mRNA cleavage and polyadenylation specificity factor complex. The record is from RefSeq and is a predicted model, not a curated record. The coding region runs from base 202 to 2577 and encodes 791 amino acids. Lineage: Eukaryota; Viridiplantae; Streptophyta; Magnoliopsida; Caryophyllales; Amaranthaceae.